Molecule: messenger RNA, 2586 nt
Organism: Williopsis jadinii
Lineage: Eukaryota; Fungi; Ascomycota; Saccharomycetes; Phaffomycetales; Wickerhamomycetaceae
Gene: KAP95
Product: karyopherin beta
Exons: 1
Coding region: 1-2586 (861 amino acids)
Biological process (GO): protein import into nucleus
Cellular component (GO): cytoplasm; nucleus
Molecular function (GO): nuclear import signal receptor activity; small GTPase binding
Source: RefSeq, a predicted model, not a curated record
AUGGAUAUUAGCCAAGUAUUGGAGAAUGCGAUCUUGAACCCAAACGCUCAACAGCGUUCAGAGGCUGAAGCCCAGUUACAGGGCAUGGCAAAGGAAAACUUUGUUAUGUAUCUGGGUCUCUUGACACAGACGUUGGCCAACGUAGCGCUGAAGCCAGAGGUGAGAAUUCUUGCUGGUAUCACUCUAAAGAACGAGCUCACAUCGAAGGACUCUCAUAAGAAGAGCGAACAGGCGCAGCGCUGGAUCAGUUUGGACACUGCUGCAAAAGCUGAGAUCAAGAACGUUGCUCUUUCCUCCUUGCUGACAGAUAACGAUCGUGUUGCAAAUUCUGCAGCACAACUUGUGGCUGCUAUUGCUGAAAUCGAACUUCCUAGAAAAGAGUGGACUGAGUUGAUUGGGCUCAUUGUGGAAAACACCAAGCCAGAAAAACCAGAGCACGUGAAGCGUGCUUCUUUAUUGACGAUUGGUUACAUUUGUGAAUCUGCUGAUCCAAAUGACCCAACCAUCGUUGCACAGUCCAACGGUAUCUUAAUUGCUAUUGUUCAAGGUGCUCAAUCCUCAGAGACUUCUAAAGUGGUUAGACUCACUGCUUUGAAUGCACUUGUUGAUUCCCUUGAGUUUAUCAAGCUGAACUUUGAGCGUGAAGGCGAAAGACAUUACAUCAUGCAAGUGGUUUGUGAAGCUACACAAGCCGAUGAUAAUGAGCUGAAGGCUGCUGCAUUUGGUGCUCUUGCUCGUAUCAUGGCUUUAUACUAUUCCUAUAUGAGUGUUUACAUGGAAAAAGCCUUGUAUGGAUUAACUGUUGCUGGUAUGCAAUCCGAGGAUGAGCGUGUUGCUUGUAUGGCUGUUGAGUUUUGGAGUACCGUUUGUGAAAAUGAGAUCGAUAUCACAAUGGAAAAGAACGAAUACCCAGAUUCUCCUCUGAAAUUGUACAACUUUGCCAUGUACGCCAUUGAAACUAUCUUACCAACGUUGUUUCAAUUAUUGAAAAAGCAAAACGACGACCCAGAUGAUGAUACAUGGAACGUUGCCAUGGCUGCAGGUGCUUGUUUGACGCUUUUCGCUCAAGAUACCGGAAACUACGUUGUUCAACCUACUUUGACUUUUGUCGAACAAAAUAUUGGGGGUUCCAGUUGGAGAGAUCGUGAAGCUGCUGUGAUGGCAUUCGGUUCUAUUCUUGAUGGUCCGGAUAGAGAACAGUUGAAGGUGUUGAUUCAACAGGCUCUCACUCCAAUAUUAGCUCUUAUGUCUGAUGAAAAUUUGCAAGUUAAAGACACUGUGGCCUGGUGUGUGGGCAGAAUUGCUGAUUUGCUCAUUGAUGCCAUAAGCAUUGAUACUGACCUUCCAAGAGUCCUCUCUGCCGUCUCACAAGGUUUGAGAGACCACGGAAAAGUUUCCACAAACUCUUGUUGGACUUUAAUCAACAUCGUUGAACAGUUGAACGAAACCGCACCAGGUCAAGACACCUCCAUUAUUUCUCCAUACUACAGCGGAUUGGUACCAAUCUUGUUGGAGAUUUCUGCUAGAGGUGAUAACGAACACUCUACAAGAGCCGCCUCCUAUGAGGCAUUGUCCAUAAUGGUGCAAUACUCUGCUAAUGAUGUGAUGGAUAUUAUCAACAACGUUGGCUCUGUUGUUUUACAAAGGAUCGAUGCCACUACACAACUUCAAGCUCAAGUUCAGACCAAUGAGGAUAAGGCCAAUCUUGAGGAAUUACAGGCAAAUAUUUUAGCUCUGUUGACAAACGUUAUUAGAAGAAUCGGCCCAGACGUUUCUGGUGUUGCCAAUUCUCUGAUGGAGUUACUGCUCAAACUACUACAGACCCAGCAGAACUCUGUCAUUGAAGAGGAUAUCUUCAUUGCUAUAUCUGCCCUUGCAGGUGCUGUUGGCCAGAACUUUAACAAUUACAUGAGUGCCUUCCUACCAUUCUUGACCAACGCUUUGAACCAAGUUGACUCUCCAGUUUCUAACACUGCUGUUGGUCUUGUUGCUGAUAUUUCCCACUCUCUUGGUGAAUCUUUCCAACAAUACUUUGAAGGUUUAAUGAAUAUCCUUGGUGGUCUGCUUCAAAAUCCAAAUGUUCGUAAGGAGUUGAAGCCAACUGUGCUAUCUGCAUUUGGUGACAUUGCCACUGCUGUUGGUGCUGGUUUUAAGCCAUACCUGGAUGUGGUUUUCCGCAUUUGCCACGCUGCACAGAACAUGGAGCCAGAGAACAGUACGCCAGAAGCUGUUGACUACGUCACCACUGUUCUUGAAUCUGUGUUGGACUGUUAUGUUGGUAUCGUUGGUGGAUUGCAUGAAUGUGCAAAUGAAAUUUACCCAUACGUGGCACAGAUUUUCGAACUCUUGAGUGCUGUUCAAAAGGACAUUGCAUUCAUCACUAGUGAUAGUGUCAACAGAAGUGCCGUUGGAUUAAUUGGUGAUUUGGCCCAGAUGUUCCCAGAUGGACGCAUCAAAGAGGCAUACGCCCAAAGCUGGGUCACUGAAUUCAUCAAGAGGGUGAGAACCCAUCCAGAUUUCUCUCAGAGCACCAUUGACACUGCUAAAUGGGCCAGGGAGCAACAGAAGAUUCAGUUGACUUUGUGA